Molecule: messenger RNA, 1449 nt
Organism: Talaromyces marneffei
Lineage: Eukaryota; Fungi; Ascomycota; Eurotiomycetes; Eurotiales; Trichocomaceae
Exons: 10
Coding region: 1-1449 (482 amino acids)
Biological process (GO): 'de novo' AMP biosynthetic process
Cellular component (GO): cytosol
Molecular function (GO): N6-(1,2-dicarboxyethyl)AMP AMP-lyase (fumarate-forming) activity; (S)-2-(5-amino-1-(5-phospho-D-ribosyl)imidazole-4-carboxamido) succinate lyase (fumarate-forming) activity
Source: RefSeq, a predicted model, not a curated record
AUGGCGUCUAACAACGAUGUGUACCAAACGCCCCUUAACUCACGUUACUCAAGCAAUGAGAUGAAAUAUCUCUUCUCUCCUCGCAAUCGAUUCUCGACAUGGCGAUCAUUGUGGACAUGGCUCGCUGAAUCCGAGAAGGAACUCGGCCUCCCCAUCAGCGACGAAGCAAUCGCCCAAAUGAAAGCCCACGUCAUCAUCCAAGACGACGAAUUCGCCGUUGCCGCUGAAGAAGAGAAACGCCGACGCCACGAUGUCAUGGCCCACGUCAAGGCCUUUGGCGAUGUUGCUCCGGCAGCUAGUGGAAUGAUUCACGUUGGCGCAACCAGUUGCUUUGUGACCGACAAUGCUGACCUGAUUUUCUUGAGGGAUGGGUUAGAUAUUUUGAUCCCAAAACUCGCAACAGUUAUUGAUAAGCUUGCUGCAUUUGCGAUGGAGUAUAAGGAUCUGCCUUGCCUGGGAUUUACGCAUGGUCAGCCGGCUCAGUUGGUUACUGUUGGUAAACGUGCUGCUCUCUGGCUUCAGGACCUCUUGAUGGAUCUCCGCAACUUGGAGAGAGCCAGGAAGGAUCUCCGCUUCCGUGGUGUCAAGGGUACAACUGGUACUCAAGCAUCUUUCUUGCAAAUCUUCAACGGAGACCACGCCAAGGUCGAAAAACUCGACGAACUCGUCACCGAAAAAGCCGGCUUCGAGUCCGCAUUCAUCAUCUCCGGCCAAACAUACUCCCGCAAAAUCGACGUCGAUGUCGCCAACGCCCUGGGCUCGUUCGGUUCUACCUGCGAGAGAAUUGGAGGCGAUAUCCGCCAUCUUGCUAUGCUCAAGGAGGUUGAGGAGCCGUUUGAGAAGGACCAGAUAGGAAGUAGUGCGAUGGCUUACAAGAGAAACCCCAUGCGAUCUGAGCGUCUGUGCUCGCUUGGCCGACAUCUCCAGAAUCUGCCCAAGGAUGCUUUGGAUACUUAUUCCGCACAGUGGUUUGAGCGCUCUCUCGACGACAGCGCCAUCCGCCGCAUCAGUCUCCCAGAACUCUACCUCUGCGCAGAUGCCUGCUUGAUUAUCCUCAACAACGUCACCUCCGGCUUCGUCGUCUACCCCGAAGUCAUCAGACGCCGCGUCCAGGAAGAACUCCCCUUCAUGGCCACCGAAAACAUAAUCAUGGCCUGUGUCGCCAAAGGCCUCUCGCGCCAAGACGCCCACGAAGAAAUCCGCGUCCUAUCGCACCAAGCAUCCGACAACGUCAAAAAACAGGGAAAAUCCAACGACCUCAUUGAGCGUAUCCGCCGCACCGAAUUCUUUGCGCCCAUCAUCGGCGAGCUUGACUCGCUCUUGGAUCCGAGCACCUUUAUUGGUCGUGCGCCACAACAAGUCGAGAAGUUUGUGUCGACAGAGGUCGAGGCUGCGCUUGAACCCUAUAAGAAGAAUCUUGUUAAGGAUGUUGCUGAGUUGCAUGUAUAA